UUACAAAAUUACUUGAUUAUGAUCUUAAUCCACGUGGUCCUUGCUCUUGCUAGAGGAAAAAGACUCAUCAACCACCAGUGAGAACUCGUGAUUAAAGAGAAGUACAUAGCUAAACUCUGUCGUGAUACAAAUAAUAUGAAGACAAUGUAUUUGUGGGAUCCUUUUUUCCUCGUCAAUCAAAUCCAAAGUGCCUCCUUUGAUAGUAUAAAUGGCCUAAUUUUGAUGAAAAGUUUUGAAAGCAACACACAAGUUGAUUUCACUGACGACAAAGUUCUAAUUACUACUCAAAGCAACACUUCAGUCACUGCUUUUGAUUUUGAGAUCAUUUCAUUUGAGAACUGCAAAUAGAGCACUGUGAUAGAUUGCAUAACCUUUCAUCGUGGAAGUGUAGACUUCUUAAAGUUCUCUAAAGACUUUGAGCCACUUAAUGAGCGUAAUUCGUCAGAACUUCAACCAGCUCAUGUUCAAAACGACUCAGACAGCAUUCUGGAGCUGCAGAUCCCAAUGGCUAAAGUACUGCAAAACAAUACUCUGAUGUUGGUUCUCUCUUGUGAAUCGUUCAAAGACCAAAUUUUUGUUGUGCAGUUCAGAGGUACACCUCUCUCUGAACUUGUUGUGUCGAAGCUCAAAAAAGUUGACAUCAACAUCAGCAAAGUCAAAGCUUUGUCAGUGUUUUCAAAGUUCGAAAGCAAGACUGAGAACAUGCUAUACUGAAUACUCGUCAACGACAAAGGACAGAUCAUGACUCUGAAGAUCACUGUUCAUACAUUCAGGAUUCAACUUCCAGGAUACGAGUUGAUGUCCAGAGAGCAGACUGAGCCAAUAAGAUCAGAGAUAAUCAGAUCCAGAGAUCAUCACGGUUUCACUGACUAUGUCUCAGUGAUGAAUCACUACAAAGGCAAGACUGAACUAGUGAUGAUGCAGAUCCACAACUCUUCUCAGUUUUAUUCCCACACAUUUCACAAAGAAAUCUCAGAGUUUUCAGCAUAUUGUUACACUCAGCAGUACAUGAUGGCUUUUAUGCAAUUCUCAGAUGGAAGUAGUCUCAAACUCCAUACAAAAAUGAAACAAGACAAUGAUUUUGAAAUCAGACAGGAUCCUGUGGUUAAUCCUAUCGUUGAACUAAGCACUUCUGCUUGUCUGUAUAAUGGGUUCUUGGUCUUUGUAAAUUACUCAACUUCUGACUUAUUAAAGAUACAUAAAGCUACAUUUGCAAACUGCCAGCUCAACUUUACCAUGCAAUACAAGACUGAGGAUCCAGAAGUAGCUCAGCAAUGUAUGCACAAAAUGCAGAUGUUGGUAGCUCCAAGUCUGAGACAAAGAAGCAGCCAAGCAUUCUUAUAACAGCUCUAUCAUUUGUCAUCGGAAUGAUCGUCUGAAUCAUCAUUGUGUCAAUAAUUAUUUACAAACUGAUGGCAACUGGCUACAUCAGACUUGGCAAUGAACAAGGCGAUGACUCUGGAGGUGAACAGGAUGUCAAUAUUCAUCACAAUGAAGGUGGACCUCACACCAUUGUCACUCAUAUAAGUGAUAAUCCAAAAUUUAAUGAGCAUGAAACUUGCUGAAUUUGAAUGACUUCAAUAAACGAAUCAGUAGAUACUCAAGAUAUAAAACACUUGUUGGAAUCAACCAGCUCGUGGCCAAUCUCGAGGUCUGACACCAAUUCUCAAAGACCUACAUUGCCAUUCAACAUUCCUGAAACAACUGUCAAGAAUCAAGUAGUGUUUGUAAAGAUCCCAAAUAAGUCAGAUGAACCUGAUUCACAAAAUCAGUGCUUUGACAACAGCUUUGAUGAGCGUAUAUCGAAGCCCAUACAGCUUCACCCAUGGUUGCACUCUUUUCACCAGAUUUGUCUUACAGGAUGGUUGCAAAACUCUGUUUCAUGUCCGGUCUGCCGUGAAGAUGUCGCCAAUGUGACUUAAUUCAACUUGAGUAGAUCUUUUA
Moneuplotes crassus is the source of this 1944-nucleotide messenger RNA. NCBI's taxonomy places the organism in Eukaryota, Ciliophora, Spirotrichea, Euplotida, Euplotidae. The record is from the annotation of a GenBank genome assembly.